Molecule: messenger RNA, 777 nt
Organism: Fibroporia radiculosa
Lineage: Eukaryota; Fungi; Basidiomycota; Agaricomycetes; Polyporales; Fibroporiaceae
Exons: 4
Coding region: 1-777 (258 amino acids)
Source: RefSeq, a predicted model, not a curated record
AUGUUGGCACGAGAGAAGCCUCAGCCUGCAUAUUUCAGCUCGCAAUGCGCCCAUAAUUUCGUCUUUGAGAUCAUGGACAACGACACCAAAGCCAGUAUUUACCACUCUACCCCGUACAUGGCCGCCGGAUCGGCGAUGAUGAGCUUCAAACCCAUCAGCGCAAUUCAUCAGCAUCUUUGCGCAUUCCAUGUGUACUCGCAGGAUCGCACACGACACCUGGAAGCACACCAUUAUUGUACUCACCUUUCGCACGACUUUCACCAAUGCAUCAUCUACGACUCGGACAAACCCAAUGCCAAACUCAUCGGAAUUGAGUACAUUGUGUCAGAGGAGCUCUUCGACACUCUACCCCAAGACGAGAAGAAAUUCUGGCACUCACAUCAAUACGAGGUCGAAAGCGGUUUCCUGCAGAUGCAAACCGUGGACCUUGUCCCGGGUGUAGUCAACGACGUUGCCGAACAGCCUGCAAUGCUUCAAAUCCAGAAGACGUAUGGCAAGACCAUUCACACAUGGCCUGUUGACACAUCCCCGGACCUCCCUAUCGGACCACCCAAUAUUAUGGUCUCGUAUACCACAGACGGCCAAGGUCCCCCGCCUGACUUUGUCAAGGCAAGAGACGAGAGGUGCGGGAUGGACACAGACGCGAAGAGGAAGCUCAGAGCGGGUUACCUUCCUCCCUACAAGAAGAGAGCAGACGCGGAUCAGUGGGAGAAGACUGGGAAGGGCCUGGUGUUCGAGCCGAAGGAGGUUGAUUAUAAGCCAUACACAGGUCCGUGA